GUACCAGUGCUGUGCCUGGAGCAAACUGGAUCCUCUGGGGCAGCGGCUGGGCUGGGAGCUUGGAAAAAAACUGACCCAAGGAAGAAAAACCAAGUGAAAGAGGACUGGAGCACAGCAGGGAGCCAUCCUGUGUGUGGGGCAGGACCUGGGCACUGAGCAGCAGGUUUCCCACACCGCUGAGCCAUCAGCUCCCGGGGGAAGAUGAGCAUUGCGUCGGAGCACAAGCCCCUUGGGAAGCAGGUCACCGGCAGCCUGCACACAGUGAGUAAGUUGUCACCAAUUGUGGAGUUAAAUGUUGGUGGGGAGAUGUACACAACAACACUGAGCACCUUAAAGAAACAUCCUGGCUCCAAGCUGGCAGAGAUGUUCACUGGCCAGCCCAAACUCAGGACAGACUCUGAAGGGAGAUUCUUCAUCGACAGGCCAGGCACCUAUUUCAAAUACAUCUUGGAGUACCUGCGCAGUAACCAAGUGCCCACCCAGUGCAUCCAGGAUGUCUACAGGGAGGCGUUGUUCUAUGACAUCGAACCUCUAAUCAAGCAGCUGGAGGACUCCCCACAGAUCUUCGGGGAGCUUGUGGCGAGGAAGCAGUUUCUGGCUCGUGUGCCCAGCUACAGUGAGAACAUUGAACUGAUGAUCCGCAUCGCGAGGGCAGAAGCGGUUGCAUCCCGCCGGUCCAGCGUCAUCGUGUGCGUGGUCAGAACUGAGGAGGACGCGGCCAGAUGUCAGGAUGCCUUGAACAGCUUGGACAUGGAUAAAAAAUCCGUGGUGAAGUUUGGCCCCUGGAAGGCAGCGCCAAGCAUUUCUGAUCUGCUGGACUGCAUUCAAAUGGAUGUUGAAGCCAAAGGGUAUAAAAUAUCCUUCCAGCCCCACAUUGCUGAAAAAGGUUUUCGCUUCAAAUCGCAUGACUUCUUCUACAAGUUCCUGUUCACCUGGUGGUAGCAAAGUGCCACCGUCGAUGGGGAAUGGAAGAAAGCAAUUAUUAAAACAAUUUAACUUGGAUUGUGGAAACUAAGCCAUGGACUGCCAGAGGGACAGGAAGAAAUGCGUGGGCCAAUGGAAGGAACUUCUUUGGUCAUUUGCCAAAUUAAAGAGCACUUAAGACCCACUGUUUACUUGGUCUUUAGGGGAUAACUGUAUGAUUUAAAAGGUAUCAGGAAAAGGAGGAAUUUCAGUCUUUCAGCAUUGCUGAGUAUUAGGUAGGUUCAGAGAGCCAGUUCUGAGAGUUGAGCCAACCUCACCCAGCCUAAGAGAAACGAAUAAUCCCAAAUAAAUCUUGUGCAGAUGUGGAGUUGGUCUCUCAGUGUAAACGGGAACAGGUCACACAUGUGUAAUUCCCAAUGGAAACACUGAAAGCUGCAUUAACACAUGCUCAAAUUAAAUUUGGAUCCUUAAUGAGAAGGGAAAAGCUCUUCUUCUCACUGCUUUCCACACGAGAGCCUAGGUUAAAAAGGAUUCACUGUCCCAUGCUCUCUUCUUGUUCCUCCAGUAGACAACCUACUCUCUAGCCAAUGUAUUUAUUACCAUUAUUUAUUAUUUAUUCUGAAGGAAAGACAGAGAACCUCAGCUAUGGUCCAGGAUCAAAAAAAGGCAAAACCACCAUCGCUCAUGUGAGGAGUUUAUAAUCUAAGGGCAUGCACUCCUCUCUCAGGCCACACUACUUUAAUCUUUUCCUUAUGACAUUCAUUAUUGUUAUGAUACUAUUUCUAAAUAUAUAAGCUUCUGGAAGAGUAGGGAAAACUCACUGUGAUUUGAUGGGAAAGAAGAGCUACUGAAGCAAUAGCCUGGGACCUCAGUGCAAAUCCUCCCUUACAGAACAUGACUUGGGUGCUACAUUGCGUUUUAAAAAUCUUAGUAUUUGAAAGUGUAUUUUUAUACUGGAGGUGGCUGUUAGCUUGGUUUUAAUCACUUUGAAAAUCAUAAUGGCUCAUUUGAUUAUGAUCAUAUUUCCUUCUCAGAAGGUGGA
This is a messenger RNA of Falco peregrinus (peregrine falcon), 1966 nucleotides long. It is a transcript of the gene KCTD14, whose product is annotated as potassium channel tetramerization domain containing 14. Bases 202 to 942 code for a protein of 246 amino acids. The record is from RefSeq and is a predicted model, not a curated record. Gene Ontology annotation, molecular function: protein binding. The transcript has 2 exons. NCBI's taxonomy places the organism in Eukaryota, Metazoa, Chordata, Aves, Falconiformes, Falconidae. Gene Ontology annotation, biological process: protein homooligomerization.